AAGUCUGUGACCGGAAGUGUGACCUUCCUCAUGGGAACUUGACCUCCUCGGUUUUCAGUCUCUCCGUGUAGAUUCCUCAGUGUAGACCCUCACACCGCAGAACCGAACCUCUGUGUUUCAGAACUUACCUCGCGGUUCCGGUUCGGAGACGAGAUUUGAACACUUUUUAUAUUCCCGGCGUUGGUUCUAUUCGGAACCGGUUCUUUCCCCCGCACCGUCCGUGGUUCCGUUCCUUCCUCUGUAGCUGGGUGUGUUAGGUAGAACUGGACCGGAGUUCGGCUCGUGUACCGCGCUGGUUCUGAGGAAUGAACCCGUCUGGACCAGGUCUGGACCGACACCAUGGAUUUUAAAGAGCUGGGGGUUCGUCUGGAGGAGAAGCUGACCCUGACAGAGAAGACCCUGUCUCUGCCGUCAGACUCUCCGUCCCUCCAGAACCGAGACCAGAACCCAGAGAAAGACCUGCUGAGCCCGGACGACUCGGCCGUGUCAGAUCUGUCCCCUAAAACAGACUCCAGGACAGAGGCCUCCCUGAAGACGGAUGGCAGACCUCUGACCCCGGCCUUCAGCAGCUGCAGCCCGCAGCCCAAGAAAGACUCCAUGAACUCAGAGCAGCGGCAGAAACUGGCCAAGGAGCGCAGAGAGGAGCGCGCUCGCUACAUCGAGCAACAGACCCAACUGCAAGCCGCCAAGAAGGCCCAGUGGCUGGAGAAGGAGGAGAAGGCGCGGCGGCUGAGGGAGAGCCAGCUGGAGGAGCGGCGCAGGAAGCUGGAGGAGCAGCGGCUGAAGGCGGAGAAACGCCGUGCGCUGCUGGAGGAGAAGCAGCGGCAGAAACUGGAGAAGAACAAGGAACGAUACGAGGCGGCCAUCAAGAGGUCGACGAAGAAAACGUGGGCGGAGAUCCGGCAGCAGCGUUGGUCCUGGGCCGGCGGCCUCAACCAGACGUCCCGCAGAGAGAGCAGAUGCUCGGCCUCCACGGUCAACCUGCCCCGACAGGUGGAGCCUGUCAUUAACAACAGGCUGUCCAAGUCCUCUGCCACCCUGUGGAACUCCCCCAACAGAACCCGCAGCCUGCGCCUCAGCCCGUGGGAGAGCCGCAUCGUGGAGCGGCUCAUGACGCCGACGCUCUCCUUCCUGGCCCGCAGCCGCAGCGCCGCCACGCUGCUGAACAGCAGCGACUCUGCCUCUCUCAGCCCGUUCACCAGUUGCUCCCAUCAGCACCGGAGCUCCGCUGAGCGUUGGAGGGUUUCGUCCGCCAGCACGCCGGACAUCACGCAGAGGCAGCGGCGACGCAACUCCACGCCGGUGGACAAGAAGAAGAAGGAGAAGAAGGACAAGGAGAGAGAGAAUGAGAAGGAGAAGAACGCGCUCGCCAAGGAGAGAGUGCAGAAGAAGAGACAGAUGACAUCAUCAGUGAGCGCCAGCGUCUCCAGGUCCAGACCGGAGGCCAGGUACCGACCGGAUCCGGAACGUCUUCCUUCAUCCUCCUCUCUGCUCCGUAGCGCCCCCCGGGCCAGGAACCGGCCCCCGUCUCCGGCCCCCAGGAGCCGCCCGCUGUCCCCUCUAGUGCCGACCUCCAAGCCGCCCCCGGGCAAGAAGACGCCCUCGGCCGCCACCAAGCCCCGCCCCAAACGGGCCCAGACACCCGCCAGAGUGCAGCCGCAGGCCGUGGCCGCUGUUACCGUGGAAACCAGGGAGGAGACGCAGCGCACCGACGACUUGGCGGAGAAAAACAGCUGCAGCGUCGUUCCCGCCAUCGUGGUUUCCUCUGCCACGCUCACGCCUCCGUCCCUCGGCCCGCCCGUCGUAGCGCCGCAGCCCGCCGCUGCUGUUGGCGCUGCGUCCGCCCCGGCUGCGGCGCCGCCCAGCAAGCCGUCGGCCGGCACCAACGACCCGGAGGAGGCGGCGCGCGCUCUGGCGGAAAAACGGCGUCAGGCGCGGGAGCAGCGGGAGCGGGAGGAGUGGGAACAGCUGGAGCAGGAGCGCCGCAACAGGCUCGUCAGGGAGGAAGCGGCGGCCCGCGACGCCGAGGAGAGGAGGCGGCGCGAAGAGGAGGCGCGCUUCAUGGAGGAGCAGCAGCGCCUCCGGGACGAAGCUCAGCGCGCCGAGGAAGAGGAGGAGGUGCAGAGGAAGGCCAAGGCCGAGCAGGAGGAGAACGAGAAGCUGCAGAGGCAGAGGGACGAGGCGGAGGCCAAGGCCCGCGAGGAGGCGGAGCGUCAGCGCGAGGAGAGGGAGAAGCACUUCCUGAAGGAGGAGCAGGAGCGGCUGGAGAGGAAGAAGCGCCUGGAGGAGAUCAUGAAGCGGACCCGCAGGAGCGACGCCGGAGAAAAGAAGGACGUCAGAGCGCCGCCGCAGGUCAACGGCUCCGAGCCCAACCAAGGUCACGCUGCUGCCACCCUGCUGGGCCCCGGGCCCCCGGCCCCUGGACCCCCUCUGACCGGCCCUGUGACCGUUAACGGCGUCCAGCCCGCCUCGCAUCAGAACGACGUCUCGGCCAACGGCGAGCUGGAGCGCCGUGCCUUUGAGGGGGCGGAGCCUUACCUGAGGAAGGCGGGCGCCAUGAAGCCGCAGCAUGUGGCAGAGGUUCUGUGAAUCACCAUGGAGACCGCCUGGAGGUCACGCCCCUCUGAGGCCACACCCCUCAGACCAGCAGAGUGCCAAACAUGGAGGAACUGAAACUUUAAAACUUUAUGUCACUUCCUGUUCCAGCGCUGAACCCGGAAAGGUUUUCCUUCCUGCUGCAGCCAAGACGGAACGGCUGCAGCUGAUUGGCCGAAACCCGACUGAACGGCUGCAGCUGAUUGGCCGGCUUGCCCCUCCUGAUCUGACCCUGGAGCAGCGGCAGUGGCUCCUGUUAUUAUUCUGCUGUUGUUCCUGUCUUCUUCAGUUCUACCGUGUGUGGGGGCGUGGGGGGAGUGUGUGUGUGUGUGUGUGUGUGCGUGUGCGUAUGCGUGUGUGUGUGUUUCUGUUGUUAUUUAAGCCGCCCCUGUAAAUGUCAAACCGGCGGCUGCUUCCUGUUCAGGACAAAUAAAGCUUUGAGGAAACGGA
Messenger RNA from Xiphophorus couchianus (Monterrey platyfish), 3045 nucleotides. RefSeq names its product MAP7 domain containing 1b (gene map7d1b). Gene Ontology annotation, cellular component: microtubule cytoskeleton. Bases 340 to 2589 code for a protein of 749 amino acids. Lineage: Eukaryota; Metazoa; Chordata; Actinopteri; Cyprinodontiformes; Poeciliidae. The record is from RefSeq and is a predicted model, not a curated record. The transcript has 17 exons. Gene Ontology annotation, biological process: microtubule cytoskeleton organization.